Molecule: messenger RNA, 1179 nt
Organism: Arabidopsis lyrata subsp. lyrata
Lineage: Eukaryota; Viridiplantae; Streptophyta; Magnoliopsida; Brassicales; Brassicaceae
Exons: 2
Coding region: 34-768 (244 amino acids)
Source: RefSeq, a predicted model, not a curated record
CUGAGAGUGAAUCCAAAACUUACAAAGAACGAGAUGGUUGCUGAAAUUAGGAGGGAAUACAACUUGGAAGUAACUCCAGAUCAGUGUGCUAAGGCGAAGACCAAAGUGCUGAGAGCAAGACAUGCUAGUCAUGAUGAUCACUUUUCAAGAAUAUGGGAUUAUCAAGCUGAGGUUUUAAAGCAGAAUCCAGGGACAGAGUUUGAGAUAGAGACAGUUCCAGGGCCUGUUAUUGGAAGCAAGCAGAGGUUUUAUCGGUUAUAUAUAUGUUUUAAAUCUCAAAAGGAUUCUUGGAAGCAAACUUGUAGACCUGUGAUAGGGAUCGAUGGAGCCUUUCUGAAAUGGGAUAUAAAGGGUCAUCUUCUUGCUGCUGUUGGAAGGGAUGGCGAUAACAGGAUUGUUCCUAUUGCUUGGGCAGUUGUAGAGAUAGAAAACGAUGAUAAUUGGGACUGGUUUAUGAGACACCUCUCUGCUAGCUUGGGACUCUGUGAAAUGCAACAUCUAGCUAUCAUCUCAGAUAAACAGUCGGGUCUAGUCAAAGCUAUCCAUACCAUACUCCCAGAAGCUGAGCAUCGACAAUGUUCAAAGCAUAUAAUGGACAAUUGGAAGAGGGACAACCAUGAUAUAGAACUAACACGACUCUUUUGGAAGAUUGCCCGCAGUUACACCACAGAAGAGUUCAACAAUCAAAUGGAAGAGCUUAGGAAGUACAAUCCUCAAGCUCAUGCAAGUCUUCAGCUUACUAAUGACAUGGUCAAGAGCCUUCUUUAGAAUAGGGACAUGCUGCAAUGACAGCCUCAAUAAUCUCAGUGAGUCUUUUAAUAGGACUAUUAGACAGGCUAGGAGAAAGCCUUUGUUGGAUUUGCUAGAAGACAUCCGGAGGCAAUGCAUGGUGAGAACUGCAAAGAGGUAUAUCAUUGCUGACAGAUUGAAGACAAGGUUCACAAAGAGAGCCCAUCUUGAGAUUGAGAAAAUGAUAGCUGGGGUUGGAAAUUGUGAGAGAUAUAUGGCCAGAAACAAUUUGCAUCAAAUAGAAGUGAAUGGUGUUAGUUACUUUGUAGAUAUGGAGAAGAAAACUUGUGGUUGCAGGAAGUGGCAGAUGGUGGGGAUCCCUUGUAUUCAUGCGGCAUCUGUGAUAAUAGGAAAAAGAGAGAAAGUUGAAGACUAUGUCAGCGAGUAUUA